AUGCUUUGCAAAACACGGUUUUUUUUCACUCAAAAUUCAUUGGUGUUAAAUACCUUACAUAGAUCAAAAGUAUCUAGACUUUCUAUUGCUCCUAUAUUGAAGUCAAGAAGCUUUACUUUCAGCAGGUUUUUGAAUAAUAUUCGCUCAAGUACCCGUUCUUAUACUACUGUGGGUACUACCGGUGCAGCUUCUACGUUUCCGAAGGCUUCAAUUUCCGAUGCUUUAAAGGCUUCAGUAAAACAAAAUCCUAAAGUUGAUCCAGUGAUUUCAGAUAAGUCCGUGGGUUAUUGGCUUAUAGGGACUUCUGGGUUAGUUUUCAGUAUUGUUGUUGUGGGAGGACUUACCAGGUUAACUGAAUCGGGUCUUUCCAUUACGGAAUGGAAACCAGUCACUGGGACUAUCCCUCCUUUAAAUGAAGUUGAAUGGGAAGAAGAGUUUAAUAAGUAUAAAGAGUCUCCUGAGUUCAAGCAACUUAACUCUCAUAUUACCUUAGACGAAUUCAAGUUCAUUUUCAGUAUGGAAUGGGGCCAUCGUUUACUUGGAAGAACCAUUGGUAUGUUAUUUAUUUUACCAGCAUUGUAUUUCUGGAAAACUCGUAAAUUCAGCUCUCAUGUCAAAUGGAAAGUGGUUGGAUUAACUGCUUUACUUGGUUUACAAGGUGCUAUUGGUUGGUGGAUGGUGAAAUCAGGCUUGGAUGAAGAAGGUUUGGCUGAAAGAAAUUCAAAACCAACCGUUUCUCAAUAUAGAUUGACUACUCAUUUAGGUGCUGCAUUCUUACUUUACUUGGGAGUCUUAUGGACUGCUUUUGAAAUUUUAAAUGAAAAUAAGUGGUUAAAACAAAUUAAAACAUCUUCUGACUCCUCCGUCAUUAAUAAUUUGAAUACUGUUUUUGAAAAACUAAAUAGUCCAGCAUUGAAAAGAGUUAAACUCUAUGCCGGUGCAUUACUCGCCCUUACUUUCAUCACGGCAAUGAGUGGUGGUAUGGUUGCUGGUUUAGAUGCUGGUCUAAUCUACAAUACUUUCCCUCUUAUGGGCGAGGACUACAUUCCUAGUAAAAAUGAAUUGUUUUCUCCUAUAUUUAGUAGAAAAGAUGAUCAUUCUGAUUUAUGGUGGAGAAACUUAUUAGAGAAUCCAACAACCGUUCAACUUAUUCAUCGUAUUCUUGCCACUACUACUUUCACUGCAUUAACAGUCUUCCAUCUCUAUGCUAAUAGACGUAAAGCAAUCAUUCCUCGUCAUGCCGCUAAAAUGUUUCACGCCGUUAUGGGAUUCCUUACUUUACAAGUCACUUUGGGUAUAUCAACCUUAAUUUACUUAGUUCCUAUUCCCUUGGCUGCUGCUCAUCAAGCUGGUGCUUUGGCUUUAUUAACCACUGUUUUGGCUUAUUGUUCCCGUUUGAAAAAACCUAGACCAGAAACUAUGCAUUACAUUAAUAAAUUGAUGAAAGAUCAACUUAUGAAACAAAAAUGA
This is a messenger RNA of Hyphopichia burtonii NRRL Y-1933, 1470 nucleotides long. It is a transcript of the gene COX15, whose product is annotated as Cox15p. Gene Ontology annotation, cellular component: mitochondrial inner membrane. The record is from RefSeq and is a predicted model, not a curated record. Gene Ontology annotation, molecular function: oxidoreductase activity, acting on NAD(P)H, heme protein as acceptor. Gene Ontology annotation, biological process: heme A biosynthetic process. NCBI's taxonomy places the organism in Eukaryota, Fungi, Ascomycota, Pichiomycetes, Serinales, Debaryomycetaceae. The transcript has a single exon. Bases 1 to 1470 code for a protein of 489 amino acids.